This is a messenger RNA of Funneliformis mosseae, 2124 nucleotides long. Lineage: Eukaryota; Fungi; Glomeromycota; Glomeromycetes; Glomerales; Glomeraceae. The record is from the annotation of a GenBank genome assembly.
AUGUACUUUUAUCAUUUAAAAUUCGAGUUAUACCCUCUUACUAGUAGUAUUCAGGCUAUAAAUUUACACGAUUCAAGUUCUUCAAUAAAUAAAAAAGAAACCUCUGAACAAAAUAAUUCUUCUGAUCCAUAUUUCGUUCCUAAAGAUAUUUUCGAAAAGCUUCCAACACACCGGUCAAAUUCUAAUAAGAAAUUAUCAUUAAAAAGAUCCAAUAGCUUUAAUAAAUCGAAGUCAAAAAUUAAGUCGAAAGUUAGAUCAAAAUCGGUAGAUCAAGCAAAAAAUCUUCGCUCUAGUGAAAUACCGUUGAUUCCUCCCACUCCUGUAUCAAAAGAAAGCCAGUCUCAUAAUAAUUUUUCGGGUGUUCUCACUUCAUCAUCAUCUAAUUGCAAUACAUUUGUUCGUAGAAGAAAAUCUUUUACGUCUGCUACAUUACCUCAAUUCACAGAAGAUCGUACUUUAAAUUUUGAUAAAACUCACGAUUUUCGAUUUGGUAAUAUUGAGAUUGAGUGGUUUGAUAAUAUUGAAGAAAAUAUGAAUGAAGAAUUAAAUACCAAUGCAGUCAACAAUAAUCACAAUGGAAACAAAAAUGAGACAGAAUCUUCAGAGAGUAUCUCACCUUCAUCUAUAAAGAAAACUAAAUCUAGUAGUGAAAAAACUACUAUUUCUCCAGCUGGUGAAUUUGUUCCAUUAAAUUCCGGAAAAACAAAUCUAAGUUAUGAAAGAAAUUCAGUCGAGAGUGAAAAGCGUGAUGAUCUUCCUAGUCUUGGGAAUCACGCAACAAUAUUGGCUGUAUUGGCUGUUCCAUCAUAUAUGACAGCUUCUGAUUUUUUAAGUUUUGUUGCUCCAGUAAGGAAAUAUGUUAGUCACUUUAGAUUUAUAAGAGAUUCAGCUCCGAACAAGUUUAUAGUGUUAAUGAAGUUUCGUCAUGCACGAGCUGCUAAAGAUUUUUAUAAACAAUUCAAUGCUCGUCCGUUUAGUUCAAUGGAGCCCGAGAUAUGUCAUGUUGUAUAUAUCAAAUCUAUCGAGUUCAAAUCAACUUCCAUCCCACCAUAUGCAUUUCCUUUUUUACAUGACCCUUUCUUACCUUUAUCAAGUGAAAUUGAUCCAUCAUCUACGCAAGAUGAUAAAAUUAAGCAAAGCACUUCCCCGUUACAUGAACUCCCUACGUGUCCCGUAUGUCUUGAAAGAAUGGACGCAUCUGUUACAGGAUUGCUCACAAUUCUAUGUCAACAUACGUUUCAUUGUAAUUGUUUAAGUAAAUGGGGUGAUAGCAGUCAGAAACGUAACUAUUAUGAUACAUCACUGGAGCAAAAUGAAUGUGGUGUUUGUGGAGCAACAGAAAACUUGUGGAUAUGCUUAGUCUGUGGUAACAUUGGAUGCGGACGAUAUCAAGAAGCUCACGCAUAUUGUCAUUAUAACGAAACUUCCCAUUUAUACGCUUUAGAAUUGGAGACUCAAAGAGUGUGGGAUUACGCCGGUGAUGGUUACGUUCAUCGUUUAAUACAGAAUAAAACAGAUGGUAAAUUAGUGGAAUUACCCGGUCCUGAUGCACCAUCUCAAUUACAACAGCAAAGACAUGAUCAAGUUAAUCAGGAUAAACUUGACGCCAUUGGGUUAGAAUAUAGUUAUCUUUUAUCAACUCAACUUUCAUCACAACGAACAUUUUACGAAGAAAAACUUGAUUCCGUAACAUUACAAUUAUCACAAUUGACCAAUCAGUAUCAGAAGCUAGCAAAUGAAGUUUCUGCUUUGAAACAGGAUAAAGAUAAAGUUCAAAGUGAAAAGGAAACAUUGGAAAAAGAUAAGAUUCCAUCAUUAAUAAGAGAGAAGAAAUCUGUCGAAAGAAAAGUUGAGAAAUUUAUUGAAAAGUCAGAGAAACUGGAAAGAGAACUUAAAGAUGAGAAGGAGAUUACCAAAUCUCUAUUAACUAAACAGCAAUACUUGCAAACGCAACUUGAAGAUAAAGAUGCUAAAAUCAAAGAUUUUGAAGAACAAAUAAGAGAUUUGAUGUUUUUUCUUCAAGCACAAGAGAAAAUAAAAGAUAAUCCUGAUAUAGUUGGUGGUGAUGUAAUUGUACCAGAAAAUAGGAGUGGAAGUGGUAAAAAGAAAAAAGGCAAAAAGUGA